UAAUCCCCAGCUAUGGGAAGUUGUUGUAUAAAUUCUAUUUUGAAUGAAAGUGAAAUGUAUAUGGAUUUAUAUAAUUAAUUAUAAGAAACUGAGGAUCGUUUAAUAGUUAAAAACGAAGAAAUUUUAAAUAAUAAUGAAAAGAAGAAUGAUGCUGAUUAAAAUAAUAAUAAUGAUAAUAAUAAUAAUAAUGAUAAUAAUAAUAAUGAUAAUAAUAAUAAGAAAAAUGAUAAUAAUAAGGAGAAUGAUAAUAAUAAGGAGAAUGAUAAUAAUAAUAAGGUGAAUGAUAAUAAUUUUUUAUUCAGCAUCAUCAUACAGCAACCACAAUAACAAUAACCAAUAAUAGAGGGAUAAACAAGUAAUAUAACUAAUAAUGAAAUUAAACAGUCACAUCAAUCAAAUAACCUAAAUAAAUCAGGAGCCGAGCUAAAAUAAUAAUUGAAUCCUCAUAAGAUAAUUAGUAAAGGGGGUUUAACGAAAAGUGAAAAGAUAAAUAAUGAUAAAUAAUUAAAAACUAAAAUGUAAUAUUCACAUUGA
Molecule: messenger RNA, 534 nt
Organism: Paramecium sonneborni
Lineage: Eukaryota; Ciliophora; Oligohymenophorea; Peniculida; Parameciidae
Source: the annotation of a GenBank genome assembly